Linderina pennispora is the source of this 2677-nucleotide messenger RNA. RefSeq lists its product as uncharacterized. Bases 71 to 2677 code for a protein of 868 amino acids. Gene Ontology annotation, biological process: heme A biosynthetic process. The record is from RefSeq and is a predicted model, not a curated record. The transcript has 7 exons. Gene Ontology annotation, cellular component: mitochondrial inner membrane. Lineage: Eukaryota; Fungi; Kickxellomycota; Kickxellomycetes; Kickxellales; Kickxellaceae. Gene Ontology annotation, molecular function: protein binding; oxidoreductase activity, acting on NAD(P)H, heme protein as acceptor.
GUGCUGGCAGCUGGUUACAGAUCAUCUCUCGUUUUUUCAUCUACUUGUCUUCUCACAAGAGCCUGUGUUAAUGAUAGACCGUCUUCCGGACAGCGUAAUAGUGCAGAUACUGCAGUAUCUCCGAUCGUGGGACUAUGCGCAGGACGACUUGAGGACGCUUUCGCAGGUGAGUCGGCGGCUCCGGCCGCUGGCGCUGGCGCGCGUGUGGGAGUACUUUGCAAUCACCGACAUCGUAAUAUCGGGACGGUUUUCGCAGUUUCAAGCGAUCCAGCCGUACCUUUCACGCCUACUGAUCGCCGACGACAGCGAAAUCACCGACCUGCAAUGGCUAACGGCAGUGGACAAGCUCUCGCAGAUGUCGUGGUCGCAUAUCAAAAUGUUCUCGGUCGAGUUCACCGGCUUGCACCGGGAGAGCCUCGAAUGCACGGAGCGGAUCCUAGAUUUCCUGCAUGGGCAGCUAUGGGCGGCAACGGAGAUCUGGGUGGGGCUGGCCGACGACCACGCGCUGAUGCAGCGGUUUUUCGCGCAGCCGUAUGUCCAUGUCAAUGAGCUGCGGAUCAUCGGCAAGCUGGGGGACGGCGUGCCAGUGCAGACGGGGAUGCCGCAGAUUGCCUUGCCGCAGUACGGGGCGCUGAGCGUCGUGUAUUUGGAUGGGCCAGCAGCACAGAUCACGUCAGUGGCAGAACUCGUGCGGCGAUCGAGCCAGACGUUGACGGACCUGAAUAUCGGCGAGUACUCAGUGGGGCUGGCCGACACGCUGGGCAUACGGCCGCCGUACGCCGUGGAGUACCCGCAGUUGACGCGGCUGGCAAUUUCAAACAGCGACGACAAGUCAGCCGAUCUGAUUGAUGGGCAUGCGUUCCCAAGGCUCCAGUCGCUGUACUUUAGCGAGUCCGUGUACCCGUCGAAUAGCGGACACAACACGGUGUCUGAAUUUGCGGGUGCGCGGCUAACAUCUGGGACAUGGGGCAGCCUGCAGUAUCUGGCAGUGGACGGGCUGUCACAGGGCGAUGUGGCGGGGCUGGGACAGAGGAUACCUGGGCUACUAGCACUCAGUGUGGGUGCGCUCGGCAGUGACGUGGGUCUGGCUGACAGCGACGUGCCGGCGCCGCCGCUGGACCUGCAUGCCACCGGGCAAAUCAUUUCCACGUGUGCGAAUUUGCGCGACCUGCGCAUCGAGGUGCCAGAGGCCUACGAGGACAUGUACAAUAACAACCACGACGCCGGGUUUCCGGCAGCACCGCGACCAUUUGCACCCUCAGUGCAGAUCAUCAAUGAGCCGCAAUAUGAGCUGCUGCACCUGGCGCUGAACACAUACGCGCUGACGUUCGACCAGCUGACGCAGUUGCUGGCGUGUCUACCGAACCUGGCGUCGUUCGAGGGCAACAAGCCGCACAGGCUGGCGCAGCUGAGCAUUGCACACAGCACGCUGCCGAAAUACAAGCACACGUUUAAGAGCAACCUGCUCAAAUUCCUGGCGCAGUUUGCAGAGUUGCGCACGCUGGAGGUGUAUGGCGAGCUGGAGAUUGCGGGGCUGGAGAUGGCAUUGCAGCAUGUGCUGCCCAAGUGCCAGGUUGGCGUGUUCCCGCUGAUUCCGAGCUGGCUGCUGGAUUAUAUGGAAGAGUCGGACGAAGGCGGUGGUGUGUGCCGCCGGCUGUUUGGCCGCCGGCUCUACUCUGGCGCAGCAGACCCGCUGAUUGCCAAAAUCGACCCGUCGCGAGUCAGCUCGGCAGCGACCGGCAACUGGCUGCUGUUCACCUCGGGCCUCCUGGUGCGCACCCGUGAUGCGACCCUGGUGGCCCCCUCAGUGCUGACCUUCCGCAUACCGCGCUCCGAAGAGCAGUGGACGAAAAAGUACCUGGAAUACGCACAGACCGGAAACUUCCGCACGCAGCACGCGCAGAUAUCCAUGGACGAGUUUAAGCAAAAGUACUGGGCAGUCAUGAUCUCCCGCAGCCUGACAAUGUGCCUGGCCGCUGGGUAUUUUGUGCCCCUGGUGUUUCUGCUGCGUGGCCGCCAUGUUGCGCGCAAGGAGUAUGGACGGAUCGCAGCUAAUGGCACGCUGGUCCUUGGGUAUGCUGCGGCUAGCGCCCAACUGGGGCAGGUGACGCUUGGGUAUUUUCUGUUCUCCGACAUGCUAAUCUACGGGCUAGGUGUCUUGCGCACCCGCCGUCUGCUCUCCGGCCAGCUCCUGCGCUCAUCGCAUUUCCGCCAGGUCUUCGAGCGGCCAGAGCACGGCAUCGUGUGCGCUGGCAUGGCUGGCGUCUUCAUGGCCAGCACCAAUGCUGGCCAGUUCUACCCGGACUGGCCGCUGACCGGCCAAAACGCCCUGUCCUGGGACGACCUCAUUGCGUCUGGUCUGCGGGUGUGGGAGAACCCGGCUGCAGGCACCGGCGUGUUGGCGGUGGCGACGUGGAUAAAGUUCAUGCGCCUCAGGCAGGUGCUGCCUGGGUCGGCGAUGGUGUUUGUCCAUGCCAUGCUUGGUAUGACUGUGGCGCAGAUUGCUCUGGGUGUUACGGCGCUGUGGACCACCGUCCAUCCGCAUGUGUCGCUAGUGCACGAGACCAACUCGUACUUGCUGCUGGCUGCCACCAUCCUAGUGAUGAACAGCACCAAGCGCCUGCCGCCGAACCAGCACCUCAGUAAACUGAUCAAGUCUCUCAGUCUGCCGAAAUGA